AGUAAAUUGACUAAAUUGAACGAGUUUCCAUCUACCCAAGCAAAAUGGCUGACGCGUCUUCGUCGGCGAUGCGCGCAAAAAAAAUACCCGAUAAUUUGUACGAGCUGUGUCUGACGAAUUUAGUGAACUACUUGCAGAAAUUAAAGUGCGACAGAAAUGUGCUCCAAGGGAUCCCGGACACGGUCCGCAUGGAUGUUUACUACAAGAUGCUACAGGAGAAGCGGCUGUGUAUCCUGGGCGCUGAGCUCUCGGAGCUGGACACAUUCGAGCGGCUGAUGCGCUUUGCAGGCUCGCAACUGAGACUCCUACAGUGUUUCCAAGCGGUGAUAGAGCAUGGAUCCAAGCUGUCCACCGAACUAGCAACCAGCUACCUGGCCAAGUGCGACUGCAAGUGCAACAGCCGAGCCUCACUCAUACAUCUCGGGUUAAGACUUGGUGGUUUCCUAAACGAGGCCGGUUGGUAUGCGGACGCGCAACGCGUGCUGCUGCGAUGCCGCGACCUCUGUCGAGAGAUGCCGCAAACCACACACUAUAAGAGACUUACAUUAGAAUGCUGUCAUAGGUUACUAAACACACAAUCGGCUUACUGCUGCUUCCCUGCGGCGGCCGAGACGUACGCCCUGGCGCUGGACCUGCUGGGCAUGCCUGAUGACGUCACAGCCGAGAUGCCUGAGCCGUUCGCGGCCGCCGAAGAUGAACACAUUGACCCCAACGAUCCAGAACAUAAAUGCGACUCGGUGUGGUGGGUGCGGGGGUGCUGCGGGCGAUGCGGGGCGGGCGCGUGGGGCGCCACGUCGCUGCUGGCGCGCGUCUGCAAGGAGUUCAGCGCGCUCGCCUUCGUGCGCUGCGACUACUCCGCCGCGUACGACUGGGCCAUGCGCGCACUCAAACUGCUCACGCCACACACGCCGCCCAAGAUCACGAUUGAGGUGCUCCGCGCGUGCGGCAAGGCGUGCGUGGUGAAGCGGCGGUUCGGGUCUGCGGGCGUGCUGGUGCGGCAGGCCGUGGCGCUGGCCCGCCGCGCCUUCGGCCCGCACCACCCGCGGUACGCCGCCGCGCUGCUCGACCUCGGCUUCUAUCUGCUCAACAUCGACUCCAUCGUGCACUCCGUCGCCGUCUACGAGGAGGCCCUAAGCACCCUGCGCCGCGUGUUCGGUCGCAGUAGCCUGCACGUGGCGACGGCGCAGGAGGACCUCGCGUACGCGCUCUACGUCCUCGAGUACUCAUCCGGCCGCUUCUACAAGGCCCGGGACCAUGCCGAGCGGGCCAUACGGAUCAUUGAGAACUUGGUGCCCCCCGACCACUUGCUGCUGGCGUCCGCCAAACGGGUGAAGGCGCUCAUCCUAGAGGAAAUAGCUCUCGACACUCCUGCUGGACAGGAUAUGGCGGCGCCGAGCCUGCUGGAGGAGUCGGAGGCGCUGCACAAGGCGGCGCUGGAACUGUCCAUGAUGGCCUUCGGGGAGAAGAACGUGCAGACUGCCAAGCACUACGGGAACCUCGGCAGGCUCUACCAGAGCAUGCACAAGUUCCAGGACGCAGAGACGAUGCACUUGAAGGCUAUAGCCAUAAAGGAGGAGUUGCUGGGCCCCGAGGACUACGAGGUGGGGCUGUCUAUCGGCCACCUCGCCUCGCUCUACAACUACCACAUGAACAUGCACUGCGCCGCAGAGAAACUCUAUCUGCGCUCCAUUUCUAUUAGUCUGAAGUUGUUCGGCGAGCGCUACUCGGGCCUGGAGUACGACUACCGCGGCCUCGUGCACGUCUUCACGCAGCUCAAGCGACACGACCGCGCCAACCACUACAACAGGCUACUGCAGCAUUGGCAGGAGCUCCGCGAGCAGUCGAAGGCGGAGCAACAGCCUGCGCUGGGCGAGGAGCAGAUAAUGCCGCUGUCGCAGUUGCUCGCCAAGUUCUUCGGCCCCAACGACUGAGCUCGCCGCUGUCGCGGGACUACUUACGUUAAGGCUUCAUUCACUACAGAAAUUGUCUGUUUAUCGUAGUGCACUCGGAGUUGCGAUGACGCGAUCUAGAGGUUUCAUUUCGGCCGCGCCGCGCCCGCACAUACAAAGUAUAGGAGCGCGUGUAAAAUUAUUGUAACUUACUGUAAAUUGUCGAUUGUAGCACAAAUGAGACCUCGACCGCUUCUAGAUCAGGUUUGGUAAAGCUGAUACUGAGUGGAGUACACGGCACGGUGCGGAGCUCGUUGCAAUGCUCGUCCCAGUAUCUGUGUUGUAGCUUUUGUACUCGACACUAGAAAUACGUGUCAAUACGCUCACGCCCUAUACCUGCUCAACUUGUAAAUACGUAAUAUUAUCAUUGAGUACCGCUUUACGAAACCUGCGCUAGCUGUAGUUAGGACCGGGACGCAUUGCCGUGUCUUAAAGUAACGCCAAAGGCUAGCUAAGUCAUAAAUUGUAUAAUGCAGGCCAUAUUAAUGUGAUUGAGCCUAACUGUUUGUCGGAUUGUUUGUAUCGCGUUAUGAAGGUACGUGUGUGCCGGCCUUGACUGGCGGCCUGGCCCCGGCGGGUACAUGUAUGUCGUGUCAGAUGUAUUUGUUCACAUUAUGUCGCUGCACCGGGUGAUGCUAGGAAGAGGCUCCAUAAAGAGUUAAGUGUAAACAAAUAUUUUUGAUACUGUAACGUCAACAUGUGAUGUUAUCCUGUAUGUAUUUCGUGUAAAUUUACUUUAGAUAUUGUUGCUUUCGCGUAUUAGUUUUAGUGAUUCGACGUAUGUAUGAAUGUGCAAUGUGUAGAGUUGAAUGUGUAUAUAUUGUUUGUUUUGCCGACGCUGCCAGUUCCGCUGGCGCAGAAUAGAGCAAACCAGUAUCUCAGAUUACAUAGUAUUCGUCGUGGAUCUUUGCUUAGUGCCCAGUGAAUCAUGGUUUAUUUCUCACUGCCGUUAUAUUCUAAACGUUGUUGUGUGUAAAAUAUAUAAAUAUCACAAGUUGUAAUGUAGGAGUAGGAGAGAGAAACAUAUCUAUUUUCGCUUUGCAAAUAAGGCUCGCGCCAAAAUGGUCCUAUUUGUUGACAAGAUACAAUAUAAAUGUGGAUUGCGAAUAUAAAAUUUUAUUUUCUUACAUUCACAGCUUAUGUGUUUACAAGUAUUUUUAUGAAAGUUUAUAAUGAUGAUUAUGAUUAUUAUAUUAUAAUGUAAUGUUAGAAUCAGUUAACGGAUGGCUGUAACGUGCGUAUGGCGUGCGAUUAAAUAAGUUUUAUGAACAUGCAA
Spodoptera exigua (beet armyworm) is the source of this 3225-nucleotide messenger RNA. The record is from the annotation of a GenBank genome assembly. NCBI's taxonomy places the organism in Eukaryota, Metazoa, Arthropoda, Insecta, Lepidoptera, Noctuidae.